AAAAGUGGUGUUCUGUAUCAUUUUAUUCCACAUGGCAGAAAUUAAUAACAAACACAAAGAACUUAUAUUUUAGGCGAAGUUUAUGCUUAGUGUAGUCGACGCAUGCGCAUUCUGUUUGUUACUGUAAGGUCAAAAAUAAUCUGCUUUACAAUAGUUUCACCGGUACCAUGACCUUCUUACUAAAACACAUAUCAAGACGAGCCAUUUCCCUGGUAAAAGCACAAGACAGGCUGUUACACACAGGAAGGGCAGUAUGUGCUGGAAACUGGAAGAUUGGUAAGAUAAACCAUGUGGCUGUAGCUGUUCCUGACAUGGGCAAGGCCACCUCUCUGUUCAGGGACGUCCUUGGAGCCGAAGUCAGCGACAAACAUCCUCAACCUGACCAUGGCGUAUACACUGUGUUUAUUGAACUUGGAGAUACAAAAUUAGAGUUACUGAAUCCGAUGGGAGAGAACAGCCCUAUACAGAACUUCUUGGACAAGAACAAAAAUGGAGGAAUGCAUCAUAUCUGUAUUGAGGUGGACAACAUAACGGAGGCUAUGAAAGACUUGAAGGAAAAAGGCAUUAGACUAUUGAGCGCAGAAGCAAAGAUAGGAGCACAUGGUAAACCUGUUGUGUUUCUGCACCCAAAGGACUGUAAUGGUGUUUUGGUGGAGCUUGAGGAGGCCUAAUUAAAAAAUCUGCUUACCAUUCUCAACAAAUUCUUUAUUCAGUGUUUGAUGUCAAGUCUUUGCCGAAGUGUGAUUUUUAUUGAAUCUACAUCAAUUUCGUAGAACACUGUAUAAAUACACUGGGGUUGUGUUAUUAUGAAUUCUGGUAUCUUUUGAAUACCAGGUUACAAUGAAUCUGAAAAUGUUGUUAUUGGUCCCAGCUUUGGAAUAGGACUGGGGUUUAUAUUAUGUUUACAAUUAAGAAAGACAUCCUCUGGCAAACAAUAUCUAUGUGAGCAUCUCAGGUUUGUUUAAAUUGUACAAUAGUUGACCUAAGCUGUCUAUAUGAUGUUAAAUAAAAUAAAACCAAACCAAUUGGUGAAGAAAAGCUUUGGAACAAGGACUAUGCUUGAGAUUAUAUGUGAAACAGAAUAAAAAGAUGUAAAAUGAAGUUAAAAUAGAGAUAAAAGGAUACAUGUAAUGGAAAGAAAUCAGAUGUAAGAGAGAGAAACAAAAUGGAAGGUGUGAGGAAUACAGAAUGUGUGAGGGAGAGAGAAAAUUUACCUGUUUUUGAGUACCAUGGUAUGUGUAUAUUUUGUUAUGCAGUGUAAUGUAUUGUGUGUUUACAGACUUCAAAUAUACUUCAAUAAAAUCUGCAGUGCAUCAUAUAA
This is a messenger RNA of Mizuhopecten yessoensis (Yesso scallop), 1321 nucleotides long. Its product is annotated as methylmalonyl-CoA epimerase, mitochondrial-like. Lineage: Eukaryota; Metazoa; Mollusca; Bivalvia; Pectinida; Pectinidae. The record is from RefSeq and is a predicted model, not a curated record. The coding region runs from base 168 to 671 and encodes 167 amino acids. Gene Ontology annotation, molecular function: methylmalonyl-CoA epimerase activity. Gene Ontology annotation, cellular component: mitochondrion. The transcript has 6 exons. Gene Ontology annotation, biological process: L-methylmalonyl-CoA metabolic process.